Myripristis murdjan (pinecone soldierfish) is the source of this 4595-nucleotide messenger RNA. RefSeq names its product vacuole membrane protein 1-like. Lineage: Eukaryota; Metazoa; Chordata; Actinopteri; Holocentriformes; Holocentridae. Bases 194 to 1495 code for a protein of 433 amino acids. The record is from RefSeq and is a predicted model, not a curated record. The transcript has 12 exons.
GAUACUCUCUCAGUGCACUAUCCCUUGCUGGCCCCCUCCAUCACCAUACCCCGCACUCAAGUUGUGAUGCAUUUUAUGGGUAGUGUACUUUUGCCCUACAUUGCCACUGGGGCUCCACCACAGUUCUAUCUUAGCACAGAGCUUGUUGUGGAUUAAACACCAUCUGAACGGCCUCCCUCCUUAAGUGAAUGAGAUGGCAGAAAGUGGGGCAGAAGGCGACCUACAUCAGAGGCGUCCAGGGGCCAAGGAACAACACAAUGGACAGCCAAUAGAGUCAGUGCUGUCUGUGGAUGAGAGGAAGCAGAGGGACAGGGAGGAGCGUCAGAACCUGGUGUUGUGGAGGAAGCCUCUGCUCACACUGCACUAUUUUUUUCUGGAGCUACUCAUCACCAUCAAAGAGUGGAUUUGCAGGCUCUGGCAGCAAAGACAGACAGCAUUUGGCCUACUGGUCCUGUUCAUCCUCCUUUCCAUUGCCUACCGCAUUGAAGGAACACACCAGAAGUAUGUGCGCUACAUGGAGAAGAAGGUGCUGUGGUGCGCCUACUGGGUCGGCUUGGGCGUGCUGUCCUCGGUCGGGCUGGGCACCGGCCUGCACACCUUCCUCCUCUACCUGGGACCACACAUAGCAUCGGUGACCCUGGCAGCCUACGAAUGCGGCUCGGUGGAUUUCCCCGAACCGCCCUACCCAGACCAAAUCAUCUGUCCCCAGGAGGGGGUAGCGGUGCCUGGCUCUGAGGCCGAGCGGGUGGGCGCAGAAGCUGUGGGGGUGGAUGGCGCAGCGGGGUCAGCAGCCAUCCAGGGAAGCGUCUCUCUGUGGACCAUCAUCUCCAAAGUACGACUGGAGGCUUGUAUGUGGGGUGCAGGCACCGCCAUAGGAGAGCUCCCUCCCUACUUCAUGGCCCGUGCGGCCCGGCUGUCUGGCGCCGACCCGGAUGAUGAAGACUACCAAGAGUUUGAGGAGAUGCUGGACCAGGCCGAGUCCGCGCAGGACUUUGCCACCAAAGCAAAACUGGCAGUGCAGAAACUCAUCCAGAGGGUCGGAUUCUUUGGGAUUUUAGCCUGUGCUUCUAUUCCCAAUCCGUUGUUUGACCUGGCAGGAAUAACAUGUGGGCAUUUUCUCGUCCCCUUUUGGACUUUUUUUGGUGCGACGCUCAUUGGGAAGGCGGUCAUUAAGAUGCACAUUCAAAAGCUCUUUGUGAUCAUCACCUUCAGCAAGCACAUAGUGGAGCAGAUGGUCUCCCUCAUCGGUGUUGUUCCAGUGCUGGGUGCGGCACUGCAGAAGCCCUUCAGGGAGUACUUGCAGGCCCAGAAGGCCAAGCUGCACCAUCGCGGCGGAGAGGGGAUCCCAAAUGAGGAGAACUGGCUGUCGUGGCUCUUCGAGAAGAUUGUGGUCAUCAUGGUAUGCUUCUUUGUCUGCUCUAUUGUCAACUCCAUGGCCCAGAGCUACGCCAAGCGCAAGCAGCAGGAGAAGUACGCCGAGGGCAAGAUGGAGUGAAGGCCAACCGGCCGGUGCUCCUGCGGCCCGUCCCGCAGCUCACCAGCUCUAUCUCCUUGAAGCUCCCACUGCUCCUUUCCCCCUCAUAUGUGCUGUCCCUCCAGGCUUGAGCCAGGCAGACACCCCUCUAUUAUCUGAAGCACAAGGCUGCCAAACUACCAGCCUCCAUCCGGUUUCUUUCUUAUUUUUGUAGCAACAUGUUUACGUUGAACUUGGACUUCCAUUUAGUUGCUUUUGAGGGCUUUUUUUCUUUUGAUAAUGGCACCUGGGUUUGUUCUAUGGUAAGGUAGGUGCUUGCUGGUGUGUGAGAGAGUGUGUGUAUGCUGUUACAUGGUUAUAAGGCAUCCAUGAUGGGCUUUUUGUCGCUCCUCAGCAUGUGAGAAGAAGCUGCUGGCACUAGUUCUCCUCGGUGAGGCCUUAAGCUGCUCUGCUUAGUUCAGCCUUAUAGUCUUACAUCCUUAGAGUCACUUUAUUUCACUUAAGUUUGGCUAAGCUAGAAUUUGAUUAUGUUGUGACUGUACUGUAACACCAACUUAAAGGUUGGAUUAGUUGGGCAAAGCCUUAUUUAACUAUUUAUUAUUUUUAUUUCCUAGUUUAUUUAUAUGCUGUUCUGUAUUCAUGACUUAGAACAGACUGUUGUGCAAUAAUGGCAAUACGCUGUGGCUAAACAAGGCAUGGAAACGGACUGUAAAUAACUGUGCCCACUUUAGUGCCAUCGUGCCUCAUCUCAUUUCUAUAACAUGUUAUAGAGUCAUAAGCCAAUCAAAGUGAAGAUGUUAAUGACUUGACAGUCUGUACAUAGUGAUUUAAUAGACAAGCACUUCUGUUGUGUGUGUACAGUAGCCUCAUCUUGGUACUUUUUGGAUGAGAAUUGAUAAAUCGGCCAUGAAUCACCCUGCUGGUCCCUUUGUCUGCCCUUAUUGUUCUGCUUCCAGGAAGAAAGCACAUGAGUCAGCCUGGGGCCACUUUACCAGAUGCAGCCAUAUAUUGAAUCAGCUAUGUGUGUGUGUGUGUGUGUGUGUUUGAGAGAGAGAGAGAGAGAGAGAGAGAGAGAGAGAGCAACAGAGAGCGCGAUAGUAGGUUGUGUUUGCGUGGCUGCCACAUUUGUUGCUUCCUUUUAUCUUUUAUGGACUAAACCAGAUUGUGCUCCACUAAUAGACUAGGAGUUUGUUUGGUAGUCUUAGGCUAGCAGACAGGAGCUGCUCUCUUUAACUUACAGACACUUUGUGUUAAGGCUAACAGGUUUAAGGCUCAUGGUAAGUGCUUUCCUUUGUCUUUACUUGUCCAUGGAGCUUUAUUCUUUCCCCUCUUCUCACCCCAACCUUUGUAAAAUCUCAGAUCAGGACACAUCUUUUAAAAAAAAAAAAAAAAUGUAAAGAUUUUUGGCUGUUUUCCCAAUCGGAUCAAUUCAACUCACAUUUGAUUUAUGUAGUCCCUUCUCUUUUUGACAUAAUUGCCGGUGAAAUGUGUUUUUUUUUCCCCUCUUCUUUUUCUUUUUCUUCUCUGUACCGCUGCUGUGCUACGCUGGACUGAGCGCAGUGGGUGCUAGAGCAGGCACAAGCACGAGGGGGGAGAGAAAAAAGGCAGGGAAAAAAAACACCUCAGCGUGCAGUGAAAAGCGUCUGUGCCGUUACCUCGGCUGAACCUUCGAAUGAACUCGUUGCACUGCCCCAGUCACUGAGCCAGGAGACGAAUCACUCGAGUAGAUUCAAAACAGAGGGUUACUGUUGAGCGUGCUGAGCCCUGCGCUCUGCACUAGCUCCACUCCGAGCUUUCACAUCCACUCUUUUUCUCUCCCUUUAUGGUAAGUAGGAUUAGGAUUUUUUUGUUGGGUUUAUUGUUUUUGUAUGUAUGUAUGUAUAUAUGCGUGUGUGUGUGUGUGUGUGUGUGUCUCAGGCAUGUCCGUCACUCUCUCGGCCUGUCAGAUAGCUUAUCAGACUGGUGUUGGCUGUUAAGAUUGCAAGGCGACAACAGUCUGUAGGCUGUCUGACAUUUCGGGCUCUUUCAUCUGACCAGCAUCCUGUUUUGUCCUCCCUUCUGUUGUUGUCAUUGUCCCCAGUCAGCAUCAGUUCCCAUUUGGAGGUGUGUGCUGCGAUGUCACUUCCCCUUAUCCCAACCGCUUGUGAAACGUCGGAGACAUCGGCCUAUUGUUUAUUUCCUCCACGCUGACGUCUGUGAGGGUUUUGAUGUGGUUUUAUGUGUGUGGGGGAGGGGGUGUGUUUUCAGAGGUUUGCAAAUGUAGAUGUAAGUGCUGUCAGUCGGGGAGGUGAAUCUGUGUGUAAAGUAUGUAUGCGUAUGUCUAAGUGUUAGUGUGUGUAUGUCUCCAGGCAUUGGCUUUGUCCUCUUGAAUUUCCAGAGAAUCCAGAAAGUACACACCUCAUUGCAACACAUUCCAUUGUGACACCCAGUCCUGCGUAUGGUACACACAGUGCUCACCCAGCUUCUCCCCUUCCCUUUUACACUUCCCUCUUCUCUUUUACUGAGAACUUUCCUCUGUUGCUCAAUACGCACAGCGUUUCUUUUCUUUUUUUUUUUUUUUUUUUUUUUUGUUUGAGGCUGCAUUUUAUUGGAACAACUUUCUCGAGGGGGGUGUUUUUCUAAGGGCCACAAAUUGGUAAUUAUAUGACGCUGAAAGUCGUUGGUUGACCAGUGGAUACUUUUGCCACAAAGCCCCAGCUUUUACUUUACUUUUUUUUUUUUUUUUUAACUUUUUUUUUUUUUUUUUUUCAAGAAAUUACUUCUAUUUCUUUCUUUUACUUUUUCGUCUAGAAUAGUGCAAAAGGCUAAAACUUUCUCCUGGUCAUAAAAGCGAAAUCAUUGGAUAACACUGGAAUGGCCCCUCUCACUCAGGGAGUGUGUUUUUCUUGGCAGUUUCAGGACGUCCUGUUCCAUAAGGGAGCCUCCUUUUGCGUGCCUGUCUGAAAGUGUGUGUGUGUGUGUGUAUGUGUGCGCAUGUUUGUCUAGAAACUCUGUUUAUGUUUCUAUGUGUAAGUGCCUGUGUAUCUUGUCUAAUAGAUGUCUGUACCAUGGUUAUUUUAAACAUGUAUGCACAUUUUUUCCCCAAUCUGGUUUCUCUAUAAAUAAAGUCUGUUGAAAAGUG